AUGCUUUUAUGCUUUACUUUUAUGUACUUACGCCUUGUUCCUCUCAUCCAUCUUUUCAACGAACAUAAAAAAAAUAACAUUGGUGAGUUCUAAAAUACAAAAACCGUGUAGGGAGCAUGAUUUGCUGCUGUGUUAAGUCGGAGAACAACAAGAAGUAUGCCGAGCUGGAUGCGAAGCUUGCACGGAAGAUGGUGGAGAGCCGGAGGAUUUAUCCGGGGCACAAGAGUCUAAAGUCUAUGGAUUCAAUAAUCAUGAAGUUUCCUAAGCUAAGAGAAGGAUUAAGAAACAUCAGAAGUGUUUUUGAAUCCUAUGAUAAUGAUAAAAACGGGACAAUCGAUAUCGAGGAGUUGAAGAAAUGCUUAGAGGAACUACAGCUAAUUAGUUUAUCAGACGAAGAAGUGAAAGGCUUAUAUGGAUGGUGUGAUGUUGAUGGAAGCAAAGGGAUACAGUUCAAUGAGUUUAUAGUCCUUCUCUGCCUCAUCUAUCUUCUAUCAAAACCUUCCUCUGAAUCCAACGCGGAAUCGAGAGAGAUGGGUCCGAAGUUGGUUGAAUCUAUAUUUGAUCCAAUAGUUGAAGUGUUCUUGUUUUUGGACAAAGAUGGUAAAGGGAAACUGAACAAGGCUGAUGUGAUAAAGACACUGAACAAUGAAGACUAUCCUUUAGAGAGAUCUCCUUCACAUGUCACCAACAUGAGAUUCGAAGAAAUGGAUUGGGGAAGAAAAGGGAAAGUGGGUUUUAGAGAGUUUUUAUUUGCUUUCAUGAGUUGGGUUGGUCUAGAUGAUGCAGAUGAUUACUAUAUUGUUGGUGCGGGAUUUAGCACCCCCAACAUACCGAUCUAAACCGGAAAGACAAUUCAAUUGAUUAAUUGGGAAUCUGGUUAAAAUCCACUUAACGUUUAUUUAAGGCAUGUUCAGAAGAAGGCGGCCCAGCCCGAAGAUAAGCCGACUUCCCAAUUCGCCUGGUGGCCGAUUUGAAGAGAAGAAGCAACUUUCCUUAUUUUAGCUUGAAUAAUAGGGAAAGUUAAUAUUGUUUGUAAUCUAGAGAAAGUAUAAAGAGGGGGAAGCUCCUUCGUUGUAAACAUCCAAUAAACAAUACAAAAAAACCUAAUUCUUCAUUGUUCUUGAGAGA
Molecule: messenger RNA, 1128 nt
Organism: Camelina sativa (false flax)
Lineage: Eukaryota; Viridiplantae; Streptophyta; Magnoliopsida; Brassicales; Brassicaceae
Product: putative calcium-binding protein CML22
Molecular function (GO): calcium ion binding
Source: RefSeq, a predicted model, not a curated record